This is a messenger RNA of Prorocentrum cordatum, 678 nucleotides long. Lineage: Eukaryota; Dinophyceae; Prorocentrales; Prorocentraceae. The record is from the annotation of a GenBank genome assembly.
AUGGCGGAGGGCCAUGUUCUUGUCAUCCCCAAGGGCAAGUCCACCUGUUUCUUGAGCAUGAGAUUCAGCGAGGUGACCUUCUUCCGAGAGUUGCAGAAGAUCGCUGGCGCGGUGAAGAAGGCGCUCGAGGCGGACGGCGUGAAGAUUGUGUCGAACAUGGGGGAGGCUGCGGGCCAGACGGUGUUCCACACCCACUUCCACAUCGUCCCCAUGUUCACAGGCAAGAAGUGCGAUAUGGUCUCUGCCAAGGAGAUGAUUACGAAGGAGGCAGCCGAGCCGAUUGUAGCCAAGAUCACGGAGGCCCUGAAGCCGCCGCCGAAGCCGCUCAAGAAGGCCAAGUUCAACAAGGUCUCCGUCAUCAACCCCGACAGCAAGGGCUUGAACCUGAAGGUGAAGGUGACCACGACUGCCACGGCCACGGAGGUCAAGGGCAAGACCUUCCACGAGGCGCUGGUGGCGGACGGCUCGGGGGCGGUCGUCCUGUCCGUGAGCCCGGAGCAGCUGCCCCUCGUCUCGAAGGACGCCACCCUCGAGGUCCGGAACGCGAAGGUCGUCAUGAUCGCCGGCCACAUCCGCAUCGCUGUGGACAAGUGGGGCAAGAUUUGUGCCAGCGAGGAGAGCCGCUCGAAGAGAUCAGCACGGCCAAGAACGUUUCCGAGACCGAGUUCGAGCUCGUGA